Molecule: messenger RNA, 598 nt
Organism: Phycodurus eques (leafy seadragon)
Lineage: Eukaryota; Metazoa; Chordata; Actinopteri; Syngnathiformes; Syngnathidae
Gene: igf3
Product: insulin-like growth factor 3
Exons: 4
Coding region: 34-501 (155 amino acids)
Cellular component (GO): extracellular region
Molecular function (GO): hormone activity
Source: RefSeq, a predicted model, not a curated record
GAAGGUGUGCUAAAGUCCCCUUGCACAGGCAGGAUGAACUCUUCACGGUGCCCUUCUGGGAGACCACUGCCAUUAAAGGUGUUGUGCAUGUUCUACUCAACCAUGUGCCUGGUCAGCGGGCCUAUCUGCUCCGAGGCAGCCAAGCUUCGCUGUGGCUCGGAACUUCUCAAUGACCUCCUGUUUGUGUGUGGUGAUCGUGGGCUCUACUUGGGUAAAGGUACCUGGUCUGGUUAUGGUUCUCGACCCAGAGGGAAGGGGAUCGUGGACAAAUGCUGCCGGUCAAAUGGCUGUGACCUGUAUCAUCUGGAGAUGUACUGUGCUAAGGCAGAGAAGCAACAACAGACUACAGCGUGGCCAAGCACAAGCACAGAACCCCUCGCCACAAGACAAACAGAUGUGGCCUAUCAGUUCCAAGCAGUAUUUCAGAAAAGACUUUUGCAGCACCUGGGGCCACCCAACACUCCAAAGAGAGAGGCUUAUAGGAACAAAACAAAACGUUAAUUCCCAAAGAAAACGACAUCACUCAGGAAGAUGAACCGACAGCACGCAACAAGUGAGGCCCCCUCGAUGGCCACUAAAAGGACAUCCUUUUAAUCAG